UUUGUCGCGGACGAUUUGGAUCCACUGAAUCAGGCCCAUCAUCAAUCAUCCUUUUAUCUCCCAAUAAUUCAUGAUCGAUCAAGUUUUUAUAAGCUUCACGUAUUCUCUUCACAACAUUCACUACAAUCUGAGAUCUGAUCUUUAGCCGUAGGAGACCAAUGACUGGAGCAGAGCAACUCCAAAGAUGGAGCCUUCGAGCCAAGACGGCACUUGUAACCGGUGGAACCAAAGGCAUUGGGCAUGCUGUGGUAGAGGAACUUGCAGGAUUUGGAGCCAUAAUACAUACUUGUGCCAGAGACGAACCUCAGCUUAACGAGUGUAUAAGCCAAUGGCAAAAGAAAGGGUUUCACGUCACGGGUUCAGUCUGUGACGUCACUUCUGGAACAGACAGAGAGAAGCUAAUGCAGAAUGUUUCAUCAAUGUUUGGCAGGAAGCUUGAUAUCCUUAUAAACAAUGUGGGAGCCAUUCGGUCAAAGCCAACAGUGGAACAUACAGCAGAUGAUUUCUCGUUUCAUAUUUCGACCAACUUAGAAUCUGCUUUUCAUUUGAGCCAGCUUUCACAUCCUCUGCUUAAGGCUUCAGGAUGUGGUAGCAUUGUGUUCAUGUCCUCUGUUGCUGGAGUUGUGUCGCUUAGCAUCAGCUCCAUCUACUGUGCAACUAAAGGGGCUAUAAAUCAGCUAGCAAGGAACUUGGCAUGUGAGUGGGCUAGCGAUGGAAUUAGGGCUAAUGCUGUGGCUCCUGCUGUCAUUGCAACUCCUCUGGCUAAAGCUGUAUACGAUGAUGACUUCAAGAAGGCUGUAACGUCUAGAAAGCCGUUAGGGCGUUUCGGGGAGCCUGAAGAGGUUGCUUCGCUCGUGGCUUUUCUAUGUAUGCCUGCAGCUUCUUAUAUAACUGGUCAGACCAUUUGUGUCGAUGGAGGUCUCUCUGUCAAUGGCUUCUCGUAUCAGCCACAUGAUUAAAAUCCAAUGCCCAAUAUAAAUUUAAACUUCAACUUUUUAUUAUUAAGUUUCAGUGUCUAGAGACAGAUUUUGUAUGUUCUGAUGUUCACUGUGUUUUUCGUUAUCAUCCUGGGCUAAGCACCCAUAUAUAACUCUAUAUAAGAGACUUUAAACUU
Brassica oleracea var. oleracea is the source of this 1114-nucleotide messenger RNA. Its product is annotated as tropinone reductase homolog At1g07440. Lineage: Eukaryota; Viridiplantae; Streptophyta; Magnoliopsida; Brassicales; Brassicaceae. The coding region runs from base 159 to 959 and encodes 266 amino acids. The record is from RefSeq and is a predicted model, not a curated record. Gene Ontology annotation, molecular function: oxidoreductase activity. The transcript has 5 exons.